Molecule: messenger RNA, 435 nt
Organism: Fusarium proliferatum ET1
Lineage: Eukaryota; Fungi; Ascomycota; Sordariomycetes; Hypocreales; Nectriaceae
Exons: 3
Coding region: 1-435 (144 amino acids)
Source: RefSeq, a predicted model, not a curated record
AUGCCGAAUGCGCCCCCAAAGCCCCUUUCUAGUCCCUACAGCGGUUGUUCUGGUCUUUGGCCGAUCAACCUACUGAUUCUACUUGAAAUAAGGAUCAAGGUGGAUUCAUUGACAUUACUCCCACUCGGUAGUGUUUCGAGGCAAGACAAGGCUAACCGCGAACGUGUUGGCAUAGAUCCCAGAUACUUAGUCCGUAACAAAAUUAUGUUUCAGCUGUUACGUCACUGUCUAAGUUACGCCAACACCGCAAUUAUCGUUAAAUAUCUGUUUCUAUUUGAAGCUUUGGGUCAUGCAGUAUCCGCCGCCUGGAAGUUAGAAAGAACUCCACACGCCAUUUCAAGUUCGUGCACUUCAUCUGGAGAAUCCAAAGUUAGCAGACAACACCCCGCUGAUCAUUGGGCCAUCCCACAUCCCACACAGACCACUGACGGCUAA